CCGAGCCCAGCCGAGCCGCGCCGCUCGCACACGAGCGGUGGCACCGUGUGCUUUCUUUUGGGGGCAGGGUGCUCGCUUCUUUCCUAGCGGGAAGCGGGAGGAAGGCGGCCGAGGGGUCCGUCCCCGCCCGCGCGUGUGCGGAGAGCGGCCGGCGGCGGCGCCGGGGGUGCUCCGCGCCCUCGCCCUGCCCGCGGUGCAGUUACGAUGCGCCCCGGACGCCGUGCGGCUGCAGCGCGGCGGCGCUGACAUCGCUCACCAUGGACAGCUUCGACUUAGCUCUCCUUCAGGAGUGGGACCUGGACUCUCUGUGUGUCUAUGAGCCAGAUAGAAACGUGCUGCGAAGGAAGGAGUGGGAAAGGAGAAACCAGGAGGCCCAGCAGGACAAUGGCGCGUUUAACGCGAGCUAUUCCCUCUUCAGUGAACCUUACAAGACUAACAAGGGGGAUGAGCUUUCCAAUCGCAUCCAGAAUACUUUGGGCAACUAUGAUGAAAUGAAAGACUUGUUAACUGACCGGUCAAACCAGAGCCAUCUCGUUGGGGUUCCAAAACCUGGGGUUCCUCAGACAUCUCUCCCCAAGACCGAUGAACACCUUAUCUCAGACUCGAGACCACCACCUCCUCCUCCUAUUUCCAGCACUACUUCUUCCACACCAGCAUCCCUAGCAGCCCAGCAGAGCAAGAGUACCACAAUGGGCUGGCAGAAGGCUGGGCAUAAUGCCACUUCAGAUGGCCAGCAGAGAGCGAGCAAACACGGACACCGGUCGCUGGAGUCACACAAGGGUGACUUCAAACUGGCCAGCCAAAAAUCCAGUUUGGAGAAACUAAAACACUAUGCAUCGAGUCCCACCUCCUCCUCUUCCUCCUCCUCUUCUUCCUCUUCCUCCUCCACCUCCUCUUCCUCCUCCUCCUCCAAUACUGCCCAGCAAAGCUCACUGAGGGCCACAUUAGGAGACAACACCAAUAGAGUCCAGCAGGCAGCGAAGCUCAGCUGUAGCUCAGAAGGAGGAACCAAAGUCCAAGAGAGGCCAGCAAAGCAUGGUGGGGGGCACUGCGUCCAAAACUUCCCACCCUCUCUUGCUUCAAAGCCCAGUCUGGGUCAGCAGAAGCCAACAGCCUAUGUUAGGCCAAUGGACGGUCAGGACCAGGCUCCGGAUGAGUCUCCAAAGCUGAAGUUACCAGCAGAGACAACCAAGUCAUAUCGGGGAGUGCCUUCCAGCAAGCCUGAUUCGGCCAGGACCAAGUCAAAGAUCACCAAGUUCAGCAUUCCUAAGCAAGAGGAGGACAGUGGAACAGGAGAUAACAGCUGCAUUGAAGAAAUAUUGCGGGAGAUGACCCAUUCAUGGCCUCCACCGCUGUCAGCUAUUCACACACCAGGAAAGGCAGAACAAAGCAAGUUUCCCUUCCCAAACAAGGAGUCACAACAGGGAUCUACAGGACACAGCAAUACAAGGAAAAGUGAUGUAGAGCCAAAGACCCCAGAGAAAAGCGCAACGCAUACAUCAAUGCUAGAAGAUGACCUCAAGUUAAGCAGUGAUGAAGAGGAGAAUGACCAGCAGGCAGCACAGAGAUCUGCUCUCCGCGUUCUAUCUGACAGCCUGGUGGUGCCGCAGGCCAGUGCCCGAGCCUCGGGACUCUCCAGCAAGGGCUCGAGCAGCAGCAGCUCCAGUGAAUCCGAGAGCAGCUCAGAGUCUGACUCCGAGAGCGAAAGCAGCUCCAGCGAGAGUGACGGCAGCAAGGCCUCGCACUACUCCAGCCCAGAGCCCGAGCCGCCCUCGUCCAACAAGUGGCAGCUGGACAAGUGGCUGAACAAAGUCACCCCUCACAAAGCACCCAUCCUCACCCACCCCGAUGGCCCGGCGCUGGAAGCCCACCCGUACUACGGCCGCGUGAAGGCAGAGCGGCAGGAAGGACAGAAGACCCCGGCUGAGGGCCCGGCCGAGCAUCGCAGUGAGGAGAGCCGCGCCGCCGCCGCCGCCGGGGACGGGCCGCGGCCCAGGACCGCCAACAAAGCGCCAGGCAGCAAGGGCAGCCGGCAGAAGUCACCGCUCGCUGCCGACGGCGGGCCGCCGAGGCGGGCAGCAGGGAAGAAGGCACCGCGGCGAGCCGAUAGGAACUCCGCCGGAGACGGCGCCCCCUGCCCCAGCGCAGAGGAGCCCCCCCGGAGCCACGGCUUCCCUGAGGGCGCUGCUGGCGAGGCGCCCAGGGCCCGGCCCGGCGGCGGCGGCUGCAGAGCGGGGCACCGCCGGGAGCCCCGCUCGGCUGCAGCUGGUGAGAAGCGUCGGGCCCGAGGGCCGAGCAAAACGGCGCCGAAAUCCAAGGAGUUCAUCGAGACCGAGUCUUCGUCCUCAUCAUCCUCCUCCGACUCAGGCUCUGAGUCGGAGCGGGAGGAGCGCCCGCUGCCCAAGGUGCCAGCGGCAGCCGGGCCUGAGCCGCGGGGUGCCAAGGACGCGGGGAGCGGCACCGCCAGCAAGCCCCACGGCGGCUGCAGUGCCUUUGGCUCUAUUAAUGCCAGGACUAGUAGUGAAAUAGCAAAGGAGCUGGAGGAACAGUUUUACACCCUGGUUCCUUUCGGUAGGAAUGAGCUCCUGUCUCCUCUGAAAGACAGUGAUGAGGUAAAGUCGCUGUGGGUCAACAUUGACUUGGCUCUUUUGUCCAGGAUUCCAGAGCGUUUGCCCGAAGAACCGCUGGCCAUGAGCGCCGGAGCAAACCAGGCGGCCAGCUUCCCGCAGGGUAGUAGUGCUGAACCCCCCGCAGAGAAGGGUUUACCGAAAUCUAGAAGGAAACGCAAGUGUGAGAAUGAGGAAGAGUGCAGAGACAUCAAGAAGACCCACUUAGAGCGAGAGAGUUCUUCACGAUUAGCUGCUUCUACCCAAAGCAUCACAACAGCAAAUCACUGCAAUAUGAAUGAAAAUAGCUUGGCAAUACCAAUAAAUAAAAAUGAGAAAAUGCUUCGGUCACCCGUCUCUCCCCUCUCUGAUGCAUCAAAACACAAAUAUUCCAACGAUGAUUUAACUUCCUCCAGCAGACCUAAUGGCAGCAGUCUAUUACCUUCAAUCUCCUCAAGCAAAAAACAUAAGGGUGAAAUCCAGUCACAGCCACAUCCUGGGGACUUCAAUAAAGCAAUUCACAUCAAUUCAGAAAAUGUUCUUCUCUGCAAUAAGCCACAGUUCCAAACAGAGCCUUGGUCACCUCUGUCCACCACACCCAGGGACUGCAGAAGAACAAAGCUUAUCUUUGAUGAUAUACCACGCAAUGCAGAUUACUUUAUGCAGGAAGCUAAACGGAAGAAGCAUAAAGCAGAUGCAAUGGUGGAGAAGUUUGGAAAGGCACUGAAUUAUGCAGAAGCAGCACUAUCGUUUAUUGAGUGUGGAAAUGCAAUGGAACAAGGCCCAAUGGAAUCUAAAUCCCCUUACACCAUGUAUUCAGAGACAGUUGAACUCAUCAGGUAUGCAGUGAGACUAAAAACCCACUCAGGCCCCAACGCCACGGCGGAAGACAAACAGCUGGCAGCAUUAUGUUACCGCUGCCUGGCCCUUCUGUACUGGAGGAUGUUCCGGCUCAAGAGAGACCAUGCCGUCAAGUAUUCAAAAGCGCUUAUUGAGUAUUUCAAGAAUUCAUCAAAAGCUGCCCAGAACCCAUCUCCUUGGGGUGCCAGUGGAAAGAGCACAGGAACUCCAUCACCUAUGUCCCCUAGCCCUUCUCCAGUCAGUUCUGUAGGAUCCCAGGGGAGCACGGGGGCCCCUUCCCCAUCUCCUAUCAUCAGCAUCCCGCAGCGCAUCCAUCAGAUGGCCGCCAACCACGUCAGCAUCACCAACAGCAUCCUGCACAGCUAUGACUACUGGGAGAUGGCUGACAACCUGGCCAAGGAAAACAGAGAUUUUUUUAACGACUUGGAUGCAUUGAUGGGACCUAUCACCUUGCACAGCAGUAUGGAGCAUUUAGUCCAGUACACUCAACAAGGACUUCACUGGGUGCGGAAUAGUGCUCACUUGUCAUAAUGACUGUGUGCCAUUCACAUGGACAGUAUCCCUUUCAUGGAUAAUUCAGUUAUUCUGGACACUGUGCUACAGAAAUAGUCAGCUACAGCAUUGAUCCAAACAAAGGUGAAUAUUUCUUCAAUAUUGAGCAAAAUUCUUCUGAGUGUAGACAUGUAUGUGCACAGAGGUACAAUAUACAAUGAUGUCUCUUCAGAAUGAAUUGUUCUGUAUCACUCUCCAAACAUUUUCAUACACUACAAAUACUACAAAGAACUGAUCUUAAUGCACAAGCAUACCCUUUCUAUUGUACUGAAAAACUCAGAAACCAAAAUCUUAUGGGUUGAUUGAACCAAGUGCAAUAAGCACAGAUCCCUAUUCAGGAAAGCUCACAAUAGAUUCUUAACUUUAAGCUUGUACUGAAAUCCUGAUGACUUCAGCAGAGCUUAAGCACAUACACAAGGGCUUUCCUGAACUGGAAUGAAUGAGGGCAAAUCAUAGACAUGGAGAAUUUUUACUGCGAGCAUGGACGCGUCACAGAAGUUUCCAUAUUAAUUGUGCCAUCUCCCUGUUACUUCUCCACUGGAGCGCAGAGAGGAGGUGUGUAGUCCACAUUAAGUUGGAGAAAGACAGCAUUCCUUCAUGUGCAAUAAGUUUCAACAAAUUGCAUGCAUUUCUUUAUCUCCUGUCUUUUUCAAUAACUUUAUGUCUCAUUCAGCUCCUCACCAACAGUGCGACCUACAGUACCAAGCAAAAGGAAGGCCUAAAAACAGAUAUGCUGGUAGGAAGAACUUAAAAGAGAUGGUGCAAAAUUGCAUUCUGUUACUGACAGUAAAUAGAUAAGGAAAAAAUAUGGCAAACAGUAAUCCACUUAGGAAGGAAAAUGUGUUAACUUCGGCUGCACACACACACACAGACAGAUAUUUAUAACAGUUGUUGGCUUUGCAUGGGAAGGCUUCAUCCUGCAGAUUUUGGCUUUCAUAUCUUUUUCAUCUAGCAGAAGCUUGCAACGUUUUCUUCCAGGCUGUAUGGGAGCAUUACACGCAAUUUCCUUUAUCUGGGAAGCUGAGUUUGCUGCUCAUCAGGCUAAGAACUGUUUCCUAUCAUAAUCCUCUCACUCUUCAUGCAUAAUCCUCAACUAGGCUUUAGCGUUUCUUGAUUUAUGGGAUGUUUUCAGUUCCCGUUGACAGGCUGUGUUUUUCAUGCCAGAGAAUUAAUCCCACAAUAAUUGGAGUUUAAUUUGGGUCAGAUGAGGUCAAGGCCAGUUCAUAUCAACUGUGCUUGCACUCAGUGCAUUUUUGUUCAUUUUCAGUGGUUUUCACAUAUUUAGGGGUUCUUUUUUCUAUAUUGGAAAUAUUUUCUUUUGCAAUCAGAUUUGCUGCCUUUACUCAAAUCAGCAGCUCCAAUGACUUUCAAUUGAUUGUUCUUGUCAAAGGCAUUAGUGAACCCUUUUACUGUUAUUUUCUAAUCUAAUUUGCUUACAUAUUAAGAAAUUGUGAGUACAAAACACACUUUCAAUAGAAGAUACAAGUAGAAGUAGCCACUGAUACAAAUGGUUGAUUAAUUGGUACUUGCUGCCUUUAGUUUUCUGUCCCCCCUUUUUGAAGAGCUGCAUUUUGAAGAAAAGAUACCAAAAAAUAUGGCACAAUUUCUCAGUCAAAUGUCUUUGGUAGCACAGACUUCAUGUACCCCAUGGUAAAUAGUGGGCUUGUGAGCACACUGAGCCCCACAUAGCUGUGUUUUUCUCACCAUAACUCCAGCUAUUGCUCAGACUCAGCAUUCACUGUGUUCUCUGAAGCAGCCACCAAGGAACUGCUCAGCCCCAAGCCAUCCUGGGCCAAUAUUUUUGUGCCCAUCGGUGCUCAGAUACUUCCCCCCAGGAGAAUGCCUGUGGCUGUAGCCACCUCAUAGUACGGACUUGAGUGUUACAAAGUGGCUGGCUUUAGGAGAGAACAUGUACUUGCCUUUAAAUGACAAAAUACGUGACCUGUGAGUCCUGCUGUCACCCUUAGCCCUGGCUGUCACCCACCCCAGAAGGAACACACUUUGUUUCGUCACAAGUAUCGCGGAGAACUCGAUCGGUGCCUUUCUGUUUAUCCCUUGCCUGAUCUCCAGCCGUGGAAGGAAGUCUGUCAGGAUUUGCUAGACUAGUAGCAACGGAUUCUGUCAGCUGCUUCAAUGCCAUCCACAGGUACUGCAGGAUUUCUCCUCAGAUCAGGAAAGUGAAACUCCAGCUAGAUUAGCUUCUGUUUUCUUUGACGGUGCCUAUGAUGUUUAUCUUCAGAUAAGUUUGGGGGUUUGGGAGCCCUUUCUGAUAUUUAAUGUUGAGAAAUUUUAGAAGUAACAUAUAUUACUUGCCUUAAAUGGAGUUUAGUUUUAUUGCACAUGUGGCAUUUGAGUUUCAAAUAUGGAACUUUGAAGCAUGUUUAUUUUACUAAGAUCGGGAUAUUUUUCUUAAUCAUGAUGAACUCUUUGUAUGGAUAUAAUAUGUCAAGAAACUUCAAAGAAAUGCAAGAAUUAAUGGUGUUUUGUUGUAACAUUUCCAAGUACUAAGCAUCUCUGUAGAUGAUUGUCCUUUCCUGUACAUUGCUCUCAUAUUGAGUUAUCUCAGCUAAACUAUGGCUUCCAUGGAAAUCUUACUGAUUUUUCAUUUUUGUGCUGGCGUCAUCUGUGUUGUCUGAUGAGCACACCAAGCCUUAAUUUCUGGUGGUGCAACAGCAUGAGUGGAUUAAAGGGUUUGGCUUUCUCUCCAUAGGGUUUCUCACAGCUAAACUAUUUUAGCAAGGUUAUUUAGAAUACUCUUCUGUGCAGGCUGUUUGCUCUGUAGUGUUGCUGCUGAUUGGAUGUCUGAAUGUGGCACGGUAACAACAAAUACUUAAUUUCACCUUCUUAGGGACUGGUCUGCAAAAGUGCAUGUGACUUCAGGUCUGGUCCAGUUAAGCAUAUGCACCACUUUAAGAACCUGAAUAGUCUUAGGCAUAUCACACUGUGAGUCAAAGAUGCUCUGUGUGUUUUGGAUGGCACCAGAGGAGGCUGUCCUUUUUUGCAGUUCCAUGAAACACACUGACUUAUUUUAAUCUGCUGUGAAAGUCCAGGAACAUGCAGGCUUCUUUAGACAUAGCAACAUUAAGGUUCAAUUUUGGAAAAGUAAGAAGUCAUUCUGUACAAAUCCAGAAGGAUUAUGCCUGGAGGAAGAAGUCUGCUUACAAACAGAGACUCCUCAAUCAGUAAGAGCUCAUACAGCAAUGGGAAUGGAUGCAAAGGAACUGUGUAUUGCAGGUGGGCUUGACAAAUCCAGAACAGCCUAUAGGAUUCUCACAGGCAGCAAGACAGUACAGAGCCCUUGGCCUUAAACCUUUUUACUAUGGCAUGGUGGCAUGAGUGUCAGGUAAGAACAAAGCAUAUGCAGAGGUUCAAGUGUGGUCAAAAGCCAGGCAUAAUCCUUCCUGUCAUGUGGCAGGAUACCCAAACCCUUGUUUGCCUAUUUCUUUUGUUCAAAUAACAGAGCUCCAAAGGAAGAGAUUAUAGUGAACAGAAGACCUUAGGUAAAGGAGGUUAAGAGGAUCAUGCCCUAAGUGUAGAUACAAACACACAUGUAUAUACUGUAAAUCUAAAUAGUAAUAAAGUCACUCAGCAUGAAGGAUAUUACUAGUGCCUACCAUUGAUCAUCAAGUACUCAUCACUGAGCAGCCAUAUCACCUAAGAAGUGCAGUAGCUGUUGUCAAAAUAAUUUGUGUAGCUAAUUAAUUUAUAUUAAAUGCACCUUUGGGACUGUGCCAUACUAUCUCUUUUGUAAUACAAAUGUUCAACCAUUUUUCAUGGCUACUGUUUCAAAUCUGAAAUGUCAGGCUAUCUUUUCUGCCCCAGAUGAGAACAUACACUUAGACCUGGCUAAUCUGUACUUAGUUUAUCUACCCAAGAGACUUUAGUAGUCACCAGCCUUAAUGCAUGUACAGUAUAUGCUAUUCACUGACUUAGUUGUAGGUUUUAAUCCAAAUGAAAUUGGAAUUUUCAAAAUGACUUGGAUUAAUGGCAUCUGCCUAGAUAUCCCAUAGAUGUGACAUUAAAUGAUUCAUGAUUUGAAGCAAGAAAGUUUGAAUUUUAUGUAAAUAACAGUGGAUUAUUGAUCUUUUUACAAGACGAUUUUUUUUAAAUUAAAAGAUUGUCAAAGCAAUAGGUUUUUUAACUCUCCUAAAUUUUUGGCAGGUCGUGGGUUCAUGGUAAAAGCUAUAUUAAGAACAUCUCCUUCUGCAAUAUGCCUUGUCUUUACAUAAUCCUCUUAAUGCUUAAUAUGUCAGAAAGAAAUGUUUCUUGUCCACAGCAAUGGCAACAUUUCCCUCCCCCAUACAGCGAGAAUCCUCAAACUAAAGAAUAAAAUCUCCUGGCACAAUAGAAAUACAAACAAUGCCUGAAGUAUACAGACUUGUUAAGGUAAAAACAGAAGUCUGUCUGGCACAUACCUAACAUGCCUCUCAUUUUGUUAUCUUUUGUUAUCAUUUACAUCACAUAUUUGACCUCACUGUGUUUGAAACUAAAGAAUUAGUCUAGUUUUCAUGUCUUAAAAAUGCCUGGUUGGUCUGAUCAGUAUCAUAAUUAGAACUGUUACAUUAGGUUAUGUGCUGUGCACCAAGGCCUGGGAAGGCAUGUAACCAUAGAUAAAUUUGUCAGAAUGCAUUCAGAAAAGCAUUUGGAUGAUCUUAUGUCUGGUAUGUCUCAAAAAUGUGGAACUAUGUCUCUGAGCCAAUAUUGUUAGCAUGAAAAAUUAGCUAAUUUACCAUCUCUCACAAACCUGCCAUUUGCCCUCAAAAAGGCCAAGCCUCCAUUUCCAGCAUCACUGGCCCCAAGCUGUAAAUUGCUCUUAAGGUUAAUUAACAAACUGGGAAAGUCACUUUAGGUCCUGUUUGUGCUAAGCUGACUAAAGCUACAGAGAGGAAAGCACUAAGAUUUAGACAUCUGUUGGUCUUUCAAAAGGCUAUGGUUUUCUUCAGUGAGAUGGGUGAGAUCCAGCUGGGGCUAUUUCUUCAAGUAGUUCCUCUGCCUCCACUUGCUGUCUAGUCCUGUUGCUCUUGGUAGCCCACAAGUAUGCCUGACCUUGAGCAGUGUUUCCUUCUUUGGCAGCCCAAGCCACCUUUCCAAUGGGGUGCUGGAACACGGAGCAAGUAACUCACAGGUUGCAUAAAGGGCCUGGCUUUUGCCCCCAAAACCAGCAACAAAUACACCAAGGCUCCUUCACUUUUGCAAUUUUUGUAGCUUGAAUUUCACACUCUGCAGCUUGAAGCCCAGCCUUGUCCCUGCUGCUCUCAAAGGAUUCCAGAAGGUCCAAGGAAAACAACAGAACUGAGGGGGGCUGGAAAAAGGGAUUUCCUCUGUCCCACUUAGUCAUUUUUGGGAGCAAAUACAGUGAACAGCAUGAAUGAUAAGGCAGUCAGGUCUCAUGUUUCUCAUAUGUACCAACACAGGGAUACUUAACAUUUAUCUGCCUCAUAGGGCUUUAUGAGAAUUAAUUAAUGUUUGCAAAUCACUUUGUAUCCUCAGAAGGAAAGUGCUGUUGAAGAGCUAUGGAAAAAACUGCUAAGUACACUGGAUGAAUUUCACCCCUGAGUCCAGAGCUACAAGACCCACAAAAUCCUUAAAUACUAUAUAAGCUCUUGGUGUAAGCAGCAGAGUGUGUAAAACUUGUGCUUAGAGCCAAGGGGUGUCACAGUCUAGGUGAAAUUGCCAUUCCCAGAGUAUCUAUGACUUUGAUCCUGGCAGAGAGCAAGAAUCACAACAGUACAUAAUGGGACAAACAGCAUAGAUUAACAAAGUGCUGCAUGGCCAUCCUAAGAGUUUAAAAUCUUUUUAUGUCUUUCAGUUGCUUUGUAUAUCUGCAAAAGAAAUUUGUACAAAGUAUGUUCCUCAAAACAGCCUCAAGUGUUCAAAUAAUUCAUUAAUCCAAAUCCAGCUUCACAUAACUUCAGAUCAACGGAAAUUUUCUUUUGGCAUGGUGCAUUGCGGAGAACUAGCUGCUUAACAAGGCAUUUUUUUAAAAGUCUCUCAUUACAUAAUAUGUGUCUGAUUUUGAUGCACAGUACCAGUAACCAAAGUGGGAAGUCAGAGAUUGGUUGGGAGCACAGUGUUCUCCCACUCUGUGUGGGAGUGACCUUCCCAAAUCACACCAUUGUUAGACAGCAUCCCCAGGGCAGACUUCCAGCUCUGUUCUGACACAUUACCCCUAGAAAUUAUCAAUAAAGCCCUUCACCAAGGACUGAACACGGGUCAAAUCAACAAAAUGUUUCUAACAUGGUUCAUGUUACUCAGUUAACACUAACAAGUUCUUUCUUAGAAGUAGUUAUCCUUUUCUCCUCCACUUGGCAUUCUUAUAUGUGGAAUUCUUACCCUGUCAACAGACUUGAAAGAAAACAUUUCCUGAAGGAACCAGCUAGGCAUAGAUAACAUGUACCAAAGGACAGGCCCUUCUUAUUCUUUUUCUCACUUCUAUUUUAGAAUACACCUCUAUUUAAAAAAAUUAUAUUUUCCUUUGCAGUUUAGAUUUAUCAUAGAAUCAUAGAAGGGUUCAGGUUGGAAGGGACCUUGAAGAUCAUCUAGUUCCAACCCCACUGCAGUGGGCAGGGACACCUUUCACUAGACCAGGUUGUUCAAAGCCUCAUCUAGUCUGGCCUUGAACAUUUCCAGGGAUGGGGCAUCCACAGCUUCUUCGGGCAACCUGUUCCUAUGUCUCACCACACUCAGAGUAAAAAAUUUCUUCCUUAGAUCCAAUCUAAAUUUACUCUCAGUUGAAAACUCUUUCCCCUUGUCCUGUUACUACAGGCCCUAGUAAAGUCUUUCUCCAUCUUUCUUAUAAAUCUCCUUUUUGUACAAAAAGACCAUGGUCACCAUAAGAUCUCCCCAGAACCUUCUCUUCUCCAGGGUGCACCCCAACUCUCACAGCCUGUCUUCACAGGAGAUGUGCCACAUCCCUCUGACCAUGUUCAUGGCCUCCCCUGGACCUGCUCUAACAGGUCCAUGUCCUUCCUGAAUUGGAAACCCAGAGCUGGACACUGCACUCCAGGUGCUGUCUCACCACAGCAGAGUAGAGGGGAGAAUCACCUCCCUCCACCAGCUGGUCAUGCUUUUUUGGCUUUCUGGGUUGCAAAGGCAUGUUUCUGGCUCAUGUCCAGCCUCUCAUCCACCAGCAACCCCAGGUCCUUCUCAGCAAGACUGCUCUCAAUCAGUGCAUCCCUCAUCUGUAUUGGUACUGGGGCUUGGACAAACACAGGGACAGGACCAUGAAAUUCACCUUGAUGGGCCUCAUGGGGUUCACAUGAGGGUCCUCUCUCUCUCAAGGUCCCUCUGGAUGUCGAGGUCCCUUCCUGCAGUUCUAGAUAUUUUUCUCCUCAACUCCAUCUCCUGGCUUGCAACAUGCAGGACAAGGCAGAGUAGAAACUGGUCACAGGAAAAAGGUGAAAGGCAGCGCAGAGCUCUCCAAGCAGUUCAGGACCUUCCUGCUUUCUUCUCAUUCCCACCCCAUCUGUGGGACUGGCAUCCACUUUCUCUCAUUAUUUCCGGCAAGAAAAUUCAGUUCUCUCUUGAGGAAGGACAGUGAGUGCUGAUGAGUCCAUGCACAGUUUUUGACAUCUCUUCUCCUCAGCAGGGAAAGGCAAAUGGGAGGGACCAGUAAUCUGGGGACCAAAAGCCUUAGUGCUGGUGACUCAGAUACCUUGUGUGAAACAGCAAUGCAGCUGGAGGGGUGCCAGCAGCAUCUCCUGGCCCAAUGCCUUGGCCUGACUGUGCUACCAAUCCACUUGAGUGGGUUUUGCCACUUCAUGGCCCUGCAGUGGAACCAGCAGGAGCUGGUGGUCUCACCUGUACAAUGGUCUCACCUGUACAAUGCCAUUCCUUAGGCCAUGAAGGAUACACAGUCAGCCUUGUAGCAAUUCACUGGGAUUGAAUAGGAAAAGAAGGUGGAAUGAGGGAGAAAAAGGAUUUUGAUUUAAACACAGAAGCUGGAAAUCAUCUCAUCUUGUACUGAAGGUCUAAAAUAAGCACAGUUAAUCUCACCCUAGAAAUUCUUGUUUGCCUCCACGGGCUAAAGGGGAGUUAGGUAAUGAGCUCAGAUACAGAGGUGCAAUAAAUCCCACCCCAGGUUUAUGGUCAUACCUGUUGCUGACAGGAAUGCCUGAUGAAAUUGGUGAAUAUCUCAGGAUGCACUGAGGCAGGAUGGGGCUGAGAUCAUGUUGGGAAGGAGCACAUAUGCAGAAAAAUAGGCAUGCAGUAAAUAUAUUUAUUUCUCAGAUGUUUCAAGUAUAUAUUUCAGACUUGGACCACUCUAUAAUUUACUAGGCCUAAUUUCAAAGUAGAUUGUUGAGAACUUAAUGUGCACCUUUUUCUCUUAAGAUUACUGAAAUAUCAAGAAAAUACAUUUUACAGUUUACUAAACAAUUGCAGGCACUUUUUCCUUAUGUUGCCUGGAAGUAGAGCUGGCCUCCUUUAAGAAAGGAGAAAGUUUUUCUGUAGAUGAUGAAAGAGAUGAGAUUGGCUAUGAGCCUAAGUGAAGCCAAUAUUACUCUUUUUUAUGGAAAUUCAACAGCAUUUUCCAAUUCAUUAUGUGAAAAUGGGAAUUUCAUCCAUGAUGAACAGCCUGUAGGUCACACAGAGGCACCUAAAGCUCGUGGCCUGCCAGCAGACCAGUGAAUGCCACAGCAGCUCCUAGGGCUGGCUUCCCUUGCUGUUGGGGGAGGCAGAAAGAGCCCUGGUGUGUUGGGGGAGCAGCCAGGUCAAGGUGGGCUUGCAGUGCCAUUAUCUCUUUCCAUGGAUGGCAACAGGAGGAGCAGGAGCCAAAGCAGAGGAGCCAGGCAGUGUGAGAAUUGCUCUCUGGGCAGUGAUCCCUGGUCCUCCUGUGCAGGGGCAUUGUUCUGUGCUGACCAUGGCAGAUGGAGACGAUAGCCAGAGUAACAAAUCAUGGCUUUUGGCAACUCCCUGCCUUCCUGGGCAUAUUAAUUAUGGAAACCUGGACUGCAGUGGUGUCUGCUGGCCAGUGCCAUGUUGCAGUAGGCAUCCUACAGAGACUCUCCUUGGAGUUGCCACCUUGCAGAAUUCAAAAGUAAACCACAUGGUGGAUGGGUGAGGGAAACAAAUGGGUGGGGGAGGCAGUACAGGGUGGGUGAAGUAACAGGAGGCUUACACGUUACACUCCUGCCAGUUGCAACAAUCCCAGGGUUCCCUGUCCAUUUCCCAUGCUGCACGUAGCACCAGUGGCUGAAAAGGCAGUGUGGCAAUCCCAGUGUGGGAUCAGCUGUUGGCUCUGGCAGUGCAGACAGCACACCACAAAGUACUGGCGCAUUGCGACUCUUCCCCAUCUCCCUUUUCACACAGUGAGCUCCUGAGCGAGGUUCCCUGGCCAGGUGAGGUAUGCAGAGACCAGUUUAUGACUAGAGUUAUUUUUGUAACAAACCACAGAGGUUCAUUUCCAUAUUUCAUUUAUAGCAACAAACGUCAGCGGAUUUUUUUGUAAAAUUACUCAAGUGGAGAUGGCUUUGUUUGCAGCUCAUAAAAUAACGCUCAUGUUGCUCUCUGAGGAUGUGCUACCCGAGGCCUCCCACCAUCCUGCUACAGCAGUUUGUCUUUCUGCUGACCAUAAUCCCACAGUAUGUCCCCAUACAGCAGGCAAUAUUGUUUACACAGGUUAAUAAACGGAGUAUUCUGUACAGUAAUUUAUGCUGUAAAGUAUGUACAUAUAUCACAGCAGCAGUCACAAAUGCUUUAAACUGCCUUAUUUAUUAGAUUGGUUAGCAUUUCCCCCCUUGCUCCAGAAUACUUUAAAUUAUUUUUAUCUUUGCAUUAGGUGUUUUUUUAGUUGCUGCAUUUUGACCCAGUUAUUGAAAAAAAGGUUUUUACAAUAAAUAAAUAUCUAAAAUUUAAGUAGAAAUAGCAAAUUCACUCCCCAUCCAACUAAUAUAGCUCUGAUUAUGAUUACAAAUAAAUAUGGUAUACUCUUAUCUGUGUAUCAUAGUAUAUGCCAGAAAUCAUAUUCCACUUGUGAUCAAUACAAACAAGAGCUUUAGUAACUUUCACCUAUUUCAUUAUUCCAUUGUGAGACAAAAAUAUAAUAAAAUACUUAAUGUAAAAUGUCCCCCCGUGAGAGCCCUGGUCUUAUUCCUCCCUCAGGCAAAACUCACAUUGGCUUCAGUGGGAGAUUUACCUAAGUACAACAUAGGGACAUUACAAAAAUAAAUAUAUGGCAUAAAAACAGUACUUGUGCUUUGUAGUCAGUCCUUUCCUCUUUAGUGAGAAACAUAGGGUAAAUGCUACAUCUGUAAUGCUCCUCUGUCUCACUCCUUCCCUUCUGCUCUACAAGUAAAAAACUGGGAUUUAAAACCAAUUGUAUUUGUUCCAUUUGCUCAAAAUAAAUAGAAAUAUUCUGGGGAUCAGUUCCAAGCCAAACUAGAAAAUAAAAGAAAAUGUUGCUUUGUUUUCAUGUUAAAUUAUGUUACACAAUUAAACAGGAUAAUGCAUACAAAGGCAAUGAAAUUAUUAAUUACUUGUUUUACUGUUUGGAGAUUUUGCUAUGUCCACAGUUCAUGUAAAACUCAUGUAGCACAGUUUCUGGGAUGGUGAAAAAUCCUACUGUAAUGUAACAGAAUGAGCCUUAAGGAUUUGUAAGAAUAAGCACUUUUAUAUAAAAAGCAAAUAUUAAUUCAUCAGUAAUAUUACUUUUUUAAUGUGACAAUAAACCAUGA
Molecule: messenger RNA, 14692 nt
Organism: Zonotrichia leucophrys gambelii
Lineage: Eukaryota; Metazoa; Chordata; Aves; Passeriformes; Passerellidae
Gene: AFF3
Product: ALF transcription elongation factor 3
Exons: 21
Coding region: 258-3998 (1246 amino acids)
Biological process (GO): regulation of gene expression
Cellular component (GO): nucleus; super elongation complex
Source: RefSeq, a predicted model, not a curated record